Messenger RNA from Aegilops tauschii subsp. strangulata, 1163 nucleotides. The record is from RefSeq and is a predicted model, not a curated record. Lineage: Eukaryota; Viridiplantae; Streptophyta; Magnoliopsida; Poales; Poaceae.
AUGCCGGAUGUCAGGUUCUCCCAGGAGACGAACGUGAGCCCCAACGCCAGGCUGACCUUGUUCUUUGAGCGCAUCCUCGAUGCCCUGGAGCAGCUCCGCUCCAACCGAGCAGCUUAUCUCGCCAAUGAGGCUCGGAAGCUCUGCUGGGGCGCCCUGACCAAGGUGCUCACCAAGGUGGCAUUCUGGAACCCCAGCGUCGACUUCGCCGACGCAUUGGAGAGCUUCUCACGCGGUGACCACGGGUCGUGCCAGCCAAAACUCGUGCUCUGGCAAGACCUCGGCGCUGUUCCCGUCGUCUCCCUCAAACCUUAUCCAGGAGCUUCCCCGUGCUCGACUUCGUCACCCCGUGCUCGGGCCCCCUCCUGUUUCGCCAUAAAUGCGUCGCUAGAGGCGUGCCCGUGCCAUGCCCAGCCACUGUCCACCAUUAGAGACCUGUUGAAGCUUGCUUGUGACGCUCCAGAACCUUCCCCGCGGAUAUAUAAGGCGUGCCGACCUCUCCUGCACCUAACCCAUCUCUCCCUCGCCUCAUUUGGUCACCAGGAUCGCCACAUCUCGCCGGAGUUCGCCUCUGUCCUCCAUGGCCGCCUCGGCCUCGGCUUGGUUCCGACCAAACCGAGCCUCCUAUCCUCCUCCUACCACGUCCACCUAGUUCUCCUCGUUCCACUCAGCCUCCCCACCCCCUUGCCCCCUCGCCGGAGUCGCCCGUUUCGCCGGAACACCACCACGGCCGCCGCCCCUGGCCUCCUCUGGCUCCGCCUCUCCCCUCCACCUCACUCAUCCCCGGCGGCCGAUGUCUCCCCUGAACGGAGGCGCCUCGGUCUCGCGCACCCGCCGGUGGCCUCGGCUCGGCCGGAGGUGGCCUGCGCCGGCCGGCCCCUUGGCCGCUUCCUCCCCUGUCCCCUGCUCUGUUCCACGAGAGGAACAGAGGCACGGGGGAAGAAGACGACCGAGGCCAGAGCCCCCCCUGCCGCUGGGCCCCACCUGGACCCGUUGGUGAUGAAAAUAUUCACAGAUUGGUCCCUGAUCUUCUACACCUCAUAACUUCGCGACCGUAACUCCGAUUGAGGUGAAACCAACGCUCACUUCUUCGUCUCGUCGAGAUAUUUCGGUUGGUAACAUUUUCACUAGGUGGUCCCAUAGUGAAAAUGACCAUUUUGCCCUUG